GGGACCGGCGAGUGGAUCCCGAGCCAUUGGCCUGGACAGCCGGAGCCCGUAACAGCAACUGUGCCCCAGCAACCAAAACCAGCCCGGCAUGGAGGGCGAGUGCCGGGUGCUCUCUAUUCAGAGCCAUGUAGUCCGUGGCUACGUGGGCAACCGGGUAGCCAUGUUCGCUCUGCAGGUUUUGGGAUUUGAGGUUGAUGCUGUGAACUCUGUCCAGUUUUCAAAUCACGCAGGCUAUGCCCAUUGGAAGGGGCAGGUGCUGACGUCCCAGGAGCUGCAUGAGCUCUAUGAGGGUCUCAAGGCCAACAGCGUCAAUAAGUAUGACUACGUGCUCACUGGUUACACGAGAGAUGAGUCCUUCCUGGCCAUGGUGGUGGACAUCGUGCAGGAGCUGAAACAACAGAACGCCAAGCUCGUGUACGUGUGUGACCCUGUGAUGGGCGACAAGCGGAACGGGGAAGGCUCCAUGUAUGUCCCCCAGGACCUCCUUCCCGUGUACAGGGACAAAGUGGUUCCGGUGGCUGACAUCAUCACUCCCAACCAGUUCGAGGCUGAGUUGCUGAGUGGCAGAAAAAUCCACAGCCAGGAAGAAGCAUUCCAGGUGAUGGACUUGCUGCACUGUAUGGGUCCCGACACUGUGGUCAUCACCAGCUCUGACCUGCCGUCCCCACAGGGCAGCGACUACCUGAUGGCGCUGGGCAGCCAGAGGAUGAGGAAGCCUGACGGCUCCACGGUGACCCAGCGCAUCCGGAUGGAGAUGCGCAAGGUGGACGCUGUCUUCGUGGGCACUGGGGACCUCUUCGCUGCCAUGCUUCUGGCGUGGACACACAAACACCCCGAGAAUCUCAAGGUGGCCUGUGAGAAGACAGUGUCCGCCAUGCAGCACGUCCUGCAGAGGACCAUCCGGUGUGCAAAAGCUGAAGCAGGAGAAGGACAGAAGCCCAGCCCGGCUCAGCUGGAGCUGAGGAUGGUCCAGAGCAAAAGGGACAUCGAGGACCCCGAGAUCGUCGUGCAGGCCACGGUGCUGUGAGGGCCAUGCUCGCCCACCCGCCCUGACACACAGCGAGCUGAGGUGUCUGUCUCCAUUCCUGUGAAAAGCUGUAAUGUCUGCCUUAGAGCCAUGACUGAAACUUGACAUUGUGUUCCUUCCUGAGAGGCAGGUCCCAGCCAGUCUCUUAUCGUGAAAAUGUGCCAUUGUGCUAUUUUUUUAUAAUAAUGACAAAGCCGUCGUAGAAAUAUGUGAUUCAGACCCAUGGCCCCUUCCCCAAGGCUCUGGGCCUCUGCCUGCCUAGUGUCACCUCACAGGUAUGUGGAAGAUGAGUGGAGGGGGCCAGCCUGCUGCCUCUGGACCCUUCUGUUGGCCACUGGCUGCCGUUGCCUCUGUGCAUACACAAUCCCUGAUUGUGUAUAGAUCCCGCCUGUGUUGGCACUGUGUUUAAAAGCGGGUUAGAUCGUAACCAUUGGCAUCGGAAGAAUUAUGCCAAAUAUCUCCAUUGCCAUUCUGGUCUUUGCCUUGUUCCUGCAUUGGCGUUUCUGUGUCUGUCUCUGCUGCUCUCUGGCUGUCCCAGAAUGUCAGACGUAUGCAGCUGUUGGACUGUGUCCUAUGCCCAGGCUUGGGCAGGCGCACAAGCAUGUGGUCACUGUGACAGGGACCGUGUAAGGAACUGAACAUUCCAGGACAUCUGCAGGCCGCCUGGGGGUCUGCAGGGUCUCCUGUAACUUGGGAGCAAAUUCUAGGAAAUCGACCAGCGGAGGGUUGAGCUGCUGAGCGCAGGGCAGCUUGGGAGUUCAGGGAAGCUUCCCACACUCGCUCCUGUGGGCCACACCCAGCCCUGCAGGACUGUCACCCGGGUGUGGACCUGCCCCAGGCUCCUGGGGACAGGGGUUUGGACAGACAAGGAAGGAGAGGCGGGGAUGGCUUCUGCCCCCUGGUGGCCGACUUAAGUGCAUUUUCUCUUUCCCUACUCACCCCUAUUUCUGUAUUGUGUGCUCACCUCAUGGUGAGGGGCAAGAGGCCCUUAUGUGAAGCCAACUAGCGCUCUGCGUCCUUUGAAGUUCUUCUCCUCUACAGAGUAGAUUGACGUUGUGUGCAUAGGGGCAGCUCUUAGACCCCAACAGGAGACUGUGACAUGUCCCGUUGCCUGCUGCUCAAGGGUGAGUUUCCUGCCUCUGCUUCCCAGAGUUUGGUGACCUGUGUCAGGCUGUGAGUGGGACGGUCCAUUCAUAACAUACCUUGACCUCGGUCAGCACCCACACCUAUUUCAUUGGACUUCAGUUCCUGAGAUUUGCCUCAUCAUCCUCAGCCACGGUCUAAGGAGAAAUUGGACAUUACUUUGGAGCCUAGGGGAUAAGGACCAGAGCCUGUGACUAAGAAGAAACGAUUAGUGCUCUGAGCAUGAGCACAGGCCCUGGGCAGACGUAAGGCUUUCUAGAACCUUCUGCGCCCUGCCAGCCGGCAAGGACAGGGUCUGGCCUGCUAGGAUCCAGAUCAGAAGUGGCUCUCACUUUCUCUUUCCAGAGUGAAAUAAUGUGGAAUAACGAUAAGGAAAUAAUGUGUUUCAAAUGAGCUGCAUUAGCCCAGCGCUGCCCAUUUCCUGUUAGGGACUUUGGUUCCAUCUCAAAGCAUCUCCUUCAACCUCCCGGAUGCUAAGAGGAAUUCCCACAUGCAAUCCUUCUUAGCUCGCUGCCUGCCCCUGUUAGAGAAUCCUGGGCCUCCAUCUUCCUUCUGCAGUAUGAUAGUGAUUGUAAAAAUGAUGCGGCCUUUUCUUCAACUGUGAGAAGCACAGUUUUGGUUUUUGGGUUUUUUGUUUGUUUGUUUGUUUGCUUGGAUUUGUUUUUUUUCUGAGACAGGGUUUUUCUGUGUAGCCCUGGCUGUCCUAGAACUCACUCUGUAGACCAGGCUGGCCUCGAACUCAGAAAUCCACCUGCCUCUGCCUCCCAGAGUGCUGGGAUUACAGGCGUGUGCCACCACCGCCCGGCGAGAAGCACAGUUUUAAAGCACACUUUUAAAAAGCUGCUCAAUUUUUCAGUGGGAGCGGUCUGGGCUUAGCUGUGCCGAAGUGGGGAUUUGAAAGGAGGGGACCGUGUGCCCCACAGGCUGCGUUCCUACCCUGAUGUCCCCCCAACCCCCACCACCACCUGAGAUAAGAGGCCAGCACAGGCUAUUAGAGGUCAGGCUGUCUCCUGUCUUGUUGAGGAAGGCAGGGCCCCUGAAGGAGGCAGGGUGGCCCGAGCAGCUGAGGCCUGUGGUGUGCCCUGGGCAGCUCCUGUUACUGCAGACCUCGCGCUGUCUGUGAGGUGAAGGAAAAGGAAGUGGGUGUGUCGUCUCCAAGCUCUUUGUCUCCUUUCAGCCCCUUGGGAGAUCAUUAACCUGGGGCGGGGCAUCAGUCUGCGUUUGCACAGUUCUCAGGCGCCCAGUGACCACAGGCCGGCCUGACCUCUGCUUGCACUGGCUACUCCAUGAGCCUUUCUUCUGGGACAGGGUGUCCCCCUGGACCAGAGGGCACUGGAGUUUGAGUGGACAGGCACAGACCUAGGCUUUGGUGGUGUGCCCUCCAGAGGGCGCUGUAGCCCAGCGCCCCUUCUAUUGCUGCCAACUGGGGCGCCUUUUCCAAUCACCCACGCGGCUAGCUGCACUGAGAGGCCCAGGAAAGCAAGUCUGUCCAUGUGAGGGAUGGAUGCUGACCACAUGACCCAGCCGUGGAUGCUAAGAAAGGGCGUCCCCGACCCCUAGGGGCAGUUCUGGGAGGGCAGGGUCAGUGUGAGGUUACAAUAGAGCUGUGGUCUCUGUAGGGAGAGCAGUGAGCCAGGGAAGGCUUGAACCUGGUCCCCAGGUCUGAUGAAUGUCACUCCCCGACCCUCUGAGUGAUGUGGACGUGUCCUGGGGCAGAGGUGCAGCUGGCCACGCAUGUGCCAGUCCUCAUGCUUUUCCACACUUUCUGUGACAGCUGUAGAUGGUGGCUGAAGGCAUCUGCAGGUUCCAGUCCUGUCCACAGUCCUGUCCAGAGAAGAGAGGUUUUGGCCUCCAGUUGCACUCUCAGCAUCCACCAGCAGGGGGCGCAGUAGAGACAGCAGCAUCAGAGGCCCAGACAGAUGCUGGCUGGUACCAGCCCAUUAAACAGCAGUCUUUCUGCCAGGAGAUUUGGUUGGAUGUUUUUUACUGUGCAAAUCUUUCUGUGAACGCUGUGUAACACCUCAAAGUAGGUGGGAGCUCAGUGUGUUCCCAGUCCUGCCUGACAUCCCCGGAAGCCAUUGCUUGGUCAGCAUGGCUAGAAUUGACAGUUUGUAAAUAUCCGUGCAUUUCGCACUGUGUGUUUCCUUGCUGGCUCUGAUUUAUUCUUGUUGCAGACACUUUCCAUGCAGUGAUUAAUAUAAAACAAUGUUUUAUAUGUCAUAUUUUCCCAUCCCUACACUCUGACGGGUUUAAUUUGCUUAAAACCAGAAUUUAAUGAGUAAUUUUAAAUUUAAAAUUUAACAGCAUAUAAAACUUAUAAUCAUGGAAUUUUUUUUCUUUUUUUUCUUUUGCCUGAUAUGGUGAUGUACACCUGAUGUCUGGUACCAUAUAGGCUGAGGCAGGAGGAUAUUGACUUUAAAAUCACUCUAUGCCAUGUCGUAAGACUCUUUAAGCACAUACAAGGCUAUGCCUAAAUUGUUUUUCUUGUCUUUUAAAUUUUCUGGUAGAAUAAACACAAUUUCACGAUUGCCCACUACUGAGCCAGGCAGAGACUGUCCGAAGAACCGGAGUCCUCUCCAUGUAUUACCUCCCUUGCCUGUGGCUUGGCUCCCCCGUGCCAGCAUCUCCUCAUUCCUUCCCUGGCUCACCGCCAGCCAGUUUCUGGUCUUUGUGCAAUAGGAUACACAUUCCACGUGGAAAACGUCUCCCUGAUGCCACCCUGCCCUGGUCAGCUCAGACUGCCUCUGCCCCGGAGCUACAGAUGGGUGGAAACAGAGGAGAGGGCCUGCCACUCUGAGUUCCAUGCAUGGAAGCUCCCAGAAGGCCUUGGGUAUGACCUUGGCCAUAGCUCACUGCCCAUCCUAUAGAGCCAGCAGGCCUGACGAGAUGUUGAGUAAAACCAUGUCUGCAGCUUACGGACUGCCUUGCAGAGGUAGGCAGUCCCCCACGCAGGCGGGUGGAGGUGCCUUCAACCUUAGUGUGACCUGGGCCUGUGCUCUGGAAGCCUUCGAGCUACACUGUCACAGAGGACCCGGUUCAUGCCUGACGUGAGGAGGGUGUGUCCUGGGGGGGGGUGACAGGGCACAGUAGAGGAUGCAGAGGCUUAGCACAUCCUUCUCCCUCGUUCCUACAGAGCAGGAAGGACCAAGUGAAGUUUCCUCAGAGCUCAGGCCUGAGUGAUUCCCACAAAACAGCCAAGACCAUUUUCAGGAUGAUGGGGGUGUGGUGUGUGAUGUCCUUCUUUUGUGAAUGGAGGUGAAUUCUUCAUGGACAAAGCUCUGGAAGGAUGAGAUGUGGGUGACGUCUCAAAUGCUCUUAGCUUCAUAGCUGCCCAUUCCUAGCACAGAGCCGGUCAGAAUGCCACCCAUGUGUUGCAAACCUGGACCAACUGGAGGAUGGGUUGCACCUGUGGGGCUGGCCUGACCCUGCUAGUCCUCCCCAGAGACCUCAGCGCUGUGGAGGCCCCUGGCCUUUAGAGCAAAGCACAGUUGGCCCCUCAGUCCCUGCUGUGUAGGAGGGGUGAGCUCUAGGCCCAGGUGGUCUCCUGCCCAAGUCCCCCAGCCCUCUGUACUGUCCCGUUAGCGUGUUUGCAGACGUGAGCACCUGUCAGCACUGUGUAUCUGUGUCUGUUUUGUGCUGGUCUGUUGUCUUCUAUGACUACCCACAAAUAAAUAUUUUCAUUGCA
This is a messenger RNA of Apodemus sylvaticus (European woodmouse), 5855 nucleotides long. Its product is annotated as pyridoxal kinase-like. The transcript has 11 exons. Gene Ontology annotation, molecular function: pyridoxal kinase activity. Gene Ontology annotation, biological process: pyridoxal 5'-phosphate salvage. NCBI's taxonomy places the organism in Eukaryota, Metazoa, Chordata, Mammalia, Rodentia, Muridae. The record is from RefSeq and is a predicted model, not a curated record. Bases 89 to 1027 code for a protein of 312 amino acids. Gene Ontology annotation, cellular component: cytosol.